Molecule: messenger RNA, 1236 nt
Organism: Pyrus x bretschneideri (Chinese white pear)
Lineage: Eukaryota; Viridiplantae; Streptophyta; Magnoliopsida; Rosales; Rosaceae
Product: GDSL esterase/lipase At5g45910-like
Exons: 5
Molecular function (GO): hydrolase activity, acting on ester bonds
Source: RefSeq, a predicted model, not a curated record
AUGAAGUUGCUUACCGUCCUAGUCCUAGCUUUUUAUUUGUGCAUGGCCUUGUGUACUGUUUUAUCUAGUCAACCAUACAAGGCAAUAUUCAACUUCAGUGACUCCCUUAGUGACACCGGAAAUUACCUUCUCUCUGGUGCUCCGUCAUUCCCAGCCAUUGGAAGCCACCCUUAUGGAGAGACCUUUUUCAAACAUGCAACCGGCCAAUGCUCUGACGGGCAACUCGUCGUUGAUUUCACUGCUGAGGCAUUUCGGGUACCAUAUUUGCCGCCCUAUCUUGCCCUAAAUAAUGGCCAACAUUAUAAUUGUGAUCAUGGAGUAAACUUUGCUGUUGCUGGAGCCACUGCACUUUCCCCGGAAUUCUUUUACCAAAGAAAUAUAGGAUCUAGUUUGUGGACAAACGAUUCCCUGAGCACUCAGCUUGGUUGGUUUAAGAAGCUUAAGCCCUCACUUUGCAACAUCAAACAAGGUAAGUAAUUUUAAUGACUAUUAGAAAAGUGUGACAUCUACUUCAAGAAGGCACUCUUUCAGGUGGGAGAGAGAGGUGGAAACGAUUACAAUUACCCUUUCUUUUCUGGUUGGUGCAUUAGACAUGUCAAAACUUUAGUCCCACUUCUUGUUGAGGCAGUUUCUAAUGCCACAAAUGCAUUGAUAGAAGAAGGGGCAGUGGAGUUGGUGGUGCCUGGAAAUUUGCCAAUUGGGUGCUCAACUGUGUACCUCACAAUAUUUCAAAACCCUAAUAAAUAUUUUUAUGAUCGAAAUGGAUGUUUGAAGGCCUUGAAUGCUUUCUCCAAGUACCAUAACAAUGAGCUCAAACGAUCCUUGAGGAAACUCAGAGAAAAACACCCACAUGCAAGGAUUAUAUAUGUUGAUUACUAUGGUGGAGCCAUGCCUUUUUAUCAUGGUCUCACCAUCACGGUUAGGUUCAAAAGUGUUCUAACGGCCUGUUGUGGAGGGGGAGGACCCUACAAUUUCAAUAUUUCAGCAACGUGUGGAGGACCAGGCUCAAUGACCUGCAAAGAUCCAUACUUGUAUGCAAGUUGGGAUGGAAUUCACUUAACAGAAGCAGCCUAUCGCUACAUUGCCUUGGGUUCCAUCCUGCCCACUUUAGUAAUUUUACUACUCCCCACUAGCAUCAGCAAGUUACUUAAAGCCAUCUCUCCCAGCCAAAAACAAAACAAAAGUGUAUUAUGUAUUCCUUUUUUAUGAAAAGUUAAUGUAUUAUAUAAUUAUAAU